Molecule: messenger RNA, 3094 nt
Organism: Paramuricea clavata
Lineage: Eukaryota; Metazoa; Cnidaria; Anthozoa; Malacalcyonacea; Plexauridae
Source: the annotation of a GenBank genome assembly
AUGGCGAAGUUCAUUAGCACAACUUUGUGUCUUGUAGCUUGUAUUUUACUGAAUGUUCAAGGAGAAAACGAACUAGUCCCAACGUACUUUGCAAGAAAGUAUAAGAAUGGAAGCUAUAUAGAUGCGACUAUUAAAUCCAACUGGUUAAAAAUCACGCUGCAUCCUAGCUCAAUGCUGCUACAAAGUUCAAACACAGCAACUCUGAAUGUUCACCCUUCUCUUGUUAAAAAUGCUCAAUAUGUCAACGUUACUUGGAAGGGUGUUGCAAAUGCAAGCGCAGAUGAUUUGAUAGCUCUAUACUGUCCAGAGACAUCCAAAGACAAUGACUAUUAUGACUUCUUUAAUGUGGACCAGUCUUCAACGUACAGUCAAGGUUAUGGUGAAUAUGCUGUACGAUUAUAUAAUGUGAGGACAAAUUGUGAAAUGCGAUAUUUUCGACGCGUGAGUAGUUCAACAGGGCAGCAGGAAUUUGUAGCAAGAAGUAAUAUUGUGAUGUUUGAAGGCGGACCCGAGCAGCCAUUACAAAUACAUCUCGCUUUGACUGGAAAUCCAACUGAAAUGAGAGUGAUGUGGGUCUCUGGCACUGGUGAGGCUUUUUACUAAAAUAACAUGAAGUAUCCAUCCUACUUACCUUCACACGUAAAAAUGAACAAGCUGUUCCAGGUUGAUAUCGACAGGCUUGAACAAGGUUGUGCUGCAGCCUAAGAACAAGUUGUUAACAAUGUUGUUGCAGCGUUGUGCAGUUGUAACAAUACUGUGACAACAUUGUUGACAACUUGAGCACAACCUUGUUCAAGCCUGUCGAUAUCAACCAGAAACAAGUUGUGGGUUUUUACGCGUGUAGACUUAUUUUAUAUCCACAUAAACUUACCAACCUAAUGUUUUUGUCUACCAGAUCAGGCACCCAUUGUGAAGUUUGGUCGCAGCAAAACAGAACUUGGCUCCGUCGCUGAAGGAAAGUCUCAGACAUACACAGCAGAUGACUUUUGUUCUCUUCAAGGAAAGUUUAUUGAUCCUGGAUAUAUCCACGAUGUUCUUCUCACCGCCUUAAAACCAUCCACAGUUUAUUAUUAUUCAUGUGGUGUGACAGGGGUAAGAGAAUGUAGACUUGCCUACCUACCUACCUACCUACCUACCUACCUACCUACCUACCUACCUACCUACCUACUCACCUAUCUACCUUAGCUACGUAAAACGAACGCUAAUAUAUGUUCCACCAAUUCUAUUUCAGCACAUGAGCUCGAUAAGAUCAUUUAAAACAGCACCACAGAUUGGACCAGACGUUGGUUUUAAGUUUAUAGUAUAUGGUGAUCAUGGCAUACUACCAGCGGCCUACAGUACUGCUAAAUAUGUUUUUAAUGAUGUAAAGAACGGUUAUGAGUUUAUUUUUCACAACGGAGACAUCUCUUAUGCCAGAGGCAUGGUAAGUCCAGCUUAGCUUAGAUUGGAAGGAAGAAUUCCAAAAGUUUUCAUGUGUACCAAACAAUUAAUUGCGGGAGUCUCAUUGUUUUUUUUCUCUUUGUGCUUUCCGAGUCUGAGUUUUCUUAACAUACAUUGUUUUGAUACCACACAAACGUAAAUUAAAUCAAUUAAACACUGGCUGAUUUAAAAAAUUACAUCAUACACUCAAGUUAUAUACUAUAUAGUGAUUUAAAACGCAACAAAAUAUAUUCAAAAACUCCACUAACCAGGUGCGGUGAGAGAGACCAUACCAUUGCUUCGUAUGCACUCAAAUUUCGGAAGUGUUUAUUGAAACAAUAUUUGAUCUUUUACCAGGAGUAUAUUUGGGAACAAUGGCAUGCACUGAUUGAAACAUACGCCAGUAUAGCACCAUAUAUGGUAGGUAUUGGUAAUCAUGAGCAGGACCAUAUUGAUGACUCGGGCAAGGAUCCUAGUGGAGUAAAAGGGGAUGGUUGGCAUCCUUGGUGGGGUACAAUGUAUGAUGAUUCACAUGGAGAGUGUGGAGUGCCAAUGUUCUAUCGUUUUCAUAUGCCUGAUAAUGGCAACUAUGUAUGGUGGUAAGUCUUCUAAUUGAUCAAUAAUUGAUAAUAUUCGAGUAGAAUACAGUCGUCGUCACCAGUCCGAUAUGAGAAGAAUUCUUCCACGUUUUCUUUAACCAAACACUUCAGCUUUUCUUUUUCCCCAGGAUAAAUUCGGAACUGUGCUCAAAUUCGUGCGGGUUUAACUUAGAAGAACAGUUUAGAAAUAAUAAAGAAAUCCAGUACACAUUUAGUUAGUUGGAAUAAUCGUUGAGUAUUGUUAAAAAAAUGGUUUCUAUUUAGGUAUAGUUACAACUAUGGCAUGGUCCAUUUUAUCAUGAUCAGUACAGAACACGAUCUCAGUCCGGGAUCGAGACAAUACGUUUGGUUGCAAGAAGAUUUAAGAACUAUUGACCGUUCAAGAACCUCGUGGGUGAUCCUUGGAGGACAUCGACCAAUGUACACCAGUGAAAUUGAUCCUGGUAUGUGAUAAUAUUCUCGAUCAAACGCAUUAAUAACUUAUGAGCGAGAAACAUGACCGAAAUCAGUACCGUAUGACCGUAUAAGCCGAGUUACACAACACGACUUUUGCCUAAAACUGUCGCAUGCAACCUGCUUACAACUUAGGUUGUACUGUGUAAAUGAAGCACACACGUCGCUUACGUUGUCAUAGGUGAGUUGUAUGCUUGACUUGAUGUAUCUACUCUGUGGUGUGACACUUUCCUCAGGUAGCACAAAUACCAAUUGAUUUUAUUUUUUAUUUAGGAAAUUUCGUUGUGGCGUUGGCUUUUCAGUUUCUAUUCGAAGACCUAUUGCACCAUUACAAAGUUGACUUGGCAUUCUGGGCACAUUACCACAGCUACGAACGCACAUGCGCAGUUUAUAAAAAUGCAUGUACUAAGGAUGGUAUUGUGCACAUUGUUAUUGGUACUGCAGGAAAGGAAGCUAGGUGGCCGCCCUAUCUGCCACCUAAUUGGUCCAAAUUUCGCCGCCAUGUUGAUCCGUAUGGUUACGGUCGGGUAACGCUCGCGAAUCGCUCGGCUUUGCAUUUUGAAUAUUUCGUGAAUAGCGAGGAGAAAGUCGUUGACGAGGUUUGGUUGUACAAGGAUAACUAG